Messenger RNA from Gorilla gorilla gorilla (western lowland gorilla), 2187 nucleotides. RefSeq lists its product as uncharacterized. Bases 170 to 682 code for a protein of 170 amino acids. Lineage: Eukaryota; Metazoa; Chordata; Mammalia; Primates; Hominidae. The record is from RefSeq and is a predicted model, not a curated record. The transcript is spliced from 6 exons.
GCCUCAUGAGAGAUGUGGAGUCCUCAUCACGGGGUUGCCUGGUGAUUAUGGAAUAAGCAGCAGACUUACAGAGACUCAGCGUCCAGGGGCACCAGGCCACCACAUCCCAGACAACUGCCUUCUGAACGCCGUUGUGACUUGGCUCAGCUGGGAACAACGAGAGGACGAGAUGACAUCUCUUCAGGAUGGUGUAGAGACGUGGGCGGAGUGUGCAGGGCUGGCGUGCAAGGGGUGGGGACACGUUGCAUCCAUGGUGCUGUUUGUGCAGGUGGCCUCUGGGAGGGCAGUUUCCAGAGAUGAAUUUCCUUCCCCUUGCCUGGCCCACCAGUGCCCAGCCCCAUGGGCUCUGAGGCUGACGGAGAGAGACCCGCCACACCCCGGGACACUCUGGAUCGAAGCCACCCAGCGUCAGAGCUUGGACGAUCAAGGUGGACCUACCCGCUCAGAAAGACAGUGGGGCUUCCAUCAAGGGAGACCUCAACGACCUUCCUCUGAAAAGAAAAAUGUCCUUGCAAGUGAGGACACAGCUUUAGAGGGAGACGUGUCUUGCUGGAGGAAGCCGUUAAUGCCCCAGGCUGGAUCAGGGGCCCCGCCUGAAUGUUCCUGCUGCAUCAGGUACCUCUGCCCUCGAUCACGCUCUAGCCAGGUAUGUUUCUCCUUUUUCACCUCCUCCAGACUGUGAGUCUAUUCAUUCAUUUGUUAAUGUAUUCAUUUAAGAAAUAUUUACUGAGUGCCUACUAUGUGAUAAGCAUUGUGCUGGGUACUGCAGAUGCUGUAGUGACAAGAACAGACAAGAUUCGUAUUCUCAUGGAAAUUACAUUUGUAACAAGAUGUUGGAAUGGAAAUUUUGGGCAAGAUCCAGGAUGAAGUUGGGUACUACAUCCCAAAGACGCGGACAUGAGGGCCUUGUUCUCAGUGGGGGAGGGGAUGCUCUACUUUGAAAUGUACAUGCAUGGCUUUGGAGUCAGAUGGCCUGGCCUCCAAGCUCAACUCUGGUGCUUAACUUGCUGUGUGCCCUCUGGCAGGUUACAUUGCUUCUCUGAGCUGAAAAACAAGUUCACUGAUUCAGACCCCACAGAGUUUUGGUUGGGAUUAAAAAUGUGGGUGAUCACCUGGCAUUUGGCUGGUAUUCAGCUGAUGAAAGACCCUUCACUAUCCUCUCUUUACCCCACCACAGUUGUUCAGCGAGUCCUGCAUCUCCAGUUUGGUUUGGAGGUAGCAGGUGCUCCUGGGGCAUUCCUGAAUCCCAGCCCCCUGGACCUGCCUCUUUUGGACCUCUCCUUCCUUGGGGGAUCUGAGACACCUUUGAGGACAGGGGCAGUGAUUUGCACAUCUGCCGUCAAUGUAUUUGAUGGCCUAGUUCCACUCACCGCUUCCAAAACUGUGUUUUUAUUCUUCUCCUAAAUUACUAAUAACAUGAGAAUUGAAGAAUCUAGAUGUUUAAAAUCUGUUAAAAACUAAACAAAACCUAGGAGCAACCAAGAUGUCUUUCGAUAAGUGAGUGAAUAAACAAAUGUGGUACAGCUAUACAAUGGAAUAUUAUUUAGAGAUAAGAAAUGAACUGUCAGCUCACAAAAGGACAUGGAGAAACUUCCAGUCCACAUUGCUGAAUGAAAGAAGCCAGUUUGAAAAGGCUAGUUAGUGUAUGAUUCCAACCAUAUAACAUUCUGAAAAAGGCAAAAUUAUGGAGAUGGUAGAAAGAUGGGUGGUAGCUAAGAAUUGGGAGGAAGUGCAGAGGGAUGAAAAGGUGGAGUUCAGGGGCUUUUGAGGGCAGUGAAGCUAUUCUGUACACCACUGUAAUGCUGGAUACAUGCCAUUUGCCAAAAUCCAUGGAAUGUAUGACACAGAUGGUUAACCCCAAUCUAAAGUAAGGACUUUCAUUAUUAAUAAGGUGUCAGUAUUGGUUGAUCAGUUGCAACAAGUGCAAUGGCAACACUCAUGCAAAAUGUUGACAGUGGGGGAAGCUGUGAAUGUGAGGGCAAGGGGAAGACACAAGAAGCCUCUGUAUUUUACACUCACAUUUUCUGCAAACAUAAAACUGCUUUAGAAAAUAGUCUAAAUAAAAUAAAAUAAAAUAAAUAAAGUUGAUUCCUUUGAAGAGCACAAAUCUCAUGCACCCAGGCACCAGGGGUUCUCCUCUGGGAUUUCAGGCUGCAGGUUUUGUGCUGUAGAGGAAGGAGUCCAGCU